Molecule: messenger RNA, 600 nt
Organism: Mytilus californianus (California mussel)
Lineage: Eukaryota; Metazoa; Mollusca; Bivalvia; Mytilida; Mytilidae
Exons: 4
Coding region: 191-574 (127 amino acids)
Molecular function (GO): DNA-binding transcription factor activity
Source: RefSeq, a predicted model, not a curated record
GGACCAUGACUUCAGUAGACAGAGGAGACAAAUUCAACCAACUAAAAAGAAGAACUGUGGAGUUAAAUUGAGGAUAAGGCAUAUUGUUAGAUUUCCUGACUACAAGACCACUGGAAUAAGUACGACAUAUGAGAAAGAUUUGAUUUCGGUUGAGAUAAAGAAAUUGGUUUUGGACAAGAAGCAAAUCAAUAUGCAGGAUCAAUUCUAUACAGCAUUUCCAGGCCCAACUGAACACCAAAACCAUCUAAGAGGAGAGUCAGCAAGCUUAAUACCUGGAAUAGAUGACAGAUUGAAGGAAUACAUCAGGAAAAUGGUAUGGGAAGAAAACAUCACCAGUGUACCACAGAUGAGAGUACUACUAGAAGUAUACACGAAGACAACACUUUUCCAAGGACAGGAUAUUCCCGCCAUCAUAAAUAAGAGAUUUUGGCCAUCAAAUGUAGAUAUCAAGAACCACAUUGCCCUUGCAGUAAAGAAACAAAGAAACAAGGAAAUUGAUCAGGAAGUAGUUGUUGAUUUGCUAAAGGAAUGGAAAAGUGAGCGCCCUGAAGACAACUUCCAUCUUCGUCUGUAGCGAGAUCAUGUGGAACAAGAUAAGGA